Molecule: messenger RNA, 5577 nt
Organism: Rhineura floridana
Lineage: Eukaryota; Metazoa; Chordata; Lepidosauria; Squamata; Rhineuridae
Product: cysteine-rich hydrophobic domain-containing protein 1-like
Exons: 7
Coding region: 54-698 (214 amino acids)
Source: RefSeq, a predicted model, not a curated record
CGCGUGGGGCGCAUGCGCUUGAUCAGAUCGCGCGCCGGAGCGGGGGGGGGGUGAUGAGCGUUUUGCUCCCCAACAUGGCGGACUUUGACACCAUCUAUGAGCUGGAGGAGGAGGAGGAGGAAGAAGAAGAAGAGGAGCAGGAGGAGGAGGAGGAGCCUGAGUCCGAGACUGUGGUGAGGAGUCAGGACCUGCCGCGGCUCCGGGACGCGUCUGAACCUGUAGCUGUGAGGGGCGCCGGGCAUAUCACUGUGGAUGGAAAGAGAGCCUAUACAGUAAUUACAUUCCUUCAGGAGAGAAAGGCAUCUAAAACCCCAUGGAGGUUUGGCUUGAGCAACAAAUUUGACACCGAAUUUCCCUCUGUUUUGACAGGGAAGGUUGCCCCAGAAGAAUUCAAGACAAGUAUCAGUCGUGUAAAUGCAUGUUUAAAGAAGAAUCUCCCCAUCAGUGUAAAAUGGCUUCUCUGUGGCUGUUUGUGCUGCUGCUGCAGCCUGGGAUGCAGCCUGUGGCCUGCUGUCUGUCUUAACAAAAGAACUACAAGAUCAAUUCAGAAGUUGUUAGAAUGGGAAAAUAACAGAUUGUAUCAUAAGCUUGGUUUGCACUGGAAGUUGAGUAAAAGGAAAUGCGAAACUAGCAAUAUGAUGGAGUAUGUAAUACUAAUAGAAUUCUUACCAAAAUAUCCCAUAUUUCGACCCGACUGAAGAGCAGUAUUACCUUUCAUGUUAUCUGUCAUUUCCUACCUGUAGUGCCUUGUAGGGGAUGUUGGAGAGAAGAUGGUCUACUUCGCUGUGAUUUUAAAAAAACAAAAGUGUUCUUUAGUAGAGUAUAUUCCUUACUAUGUUACUUUCUUUUGUUUUAAGAAGAAAACAAUUUGCACAUUUUUAAUGUUAAAUAAUGAGGCUUGUGUGUGUACUCUUAAUUUUUAUUUUAAACACUUUUGAUUAUAAAAAGUUGCCACUAUAGAUAUCCAUGCUGAUUAUAGCCUUGUUCUGAGCAUGCUGCGUUAUAAAUUUCCAAACUUAUUUGUUUUCCAAAUGUACAUCUUAACCAUUGCACCAAUUUCACACUCCCUUAAAUUAUUGACAGAAAAAGUCAAGGUUAGCCUACAGUAGCUAGGAAUCCAUUUUUGAUAAUCCACUUGCAUAAGACUUGCAGUGAACAGCACUGGUUUUGUCCUGCACUUGCAAGGUUGCUCACUUUACAUCGCGUGGGUGGAACAAAGAUUCAUUUGCUAUACACACAAUAGAUUUGUAAAUAUUACCUCAUUGUACAAUGGUAAGUAUGGUAUGACAUGAAGGUUUACAAAAUGUAAUAUAAUUCCUGUUUUUCAAUUGUUCUACAUAGAUUUAUUAUGAAUUAUGUCUGCAAGCACCCUCCUGAUUGUAUGGACCCAUUCAUAUGCCAUAAUGGGUUUGUACGUACUACCAAAUGUCAGGGUUGGGCACACUUUGUUAGUAAAUGAAUGCAAAAAUGCAUCACAUUUCUCUGUUUCUGAAGAUAUUAUUGCAACACCGGAAAGUCUAACUAUAUAUUAAACAAUUCCAAGGAGCCACAAACCAAAGUGAGUUCUUGGCUUGUGUUCCUUCCAUAGCAGGCCCUGAAGCUGAACUACCAUUGAAACUGGGGGGAGGGUGCGUCUUUCCAGUGCAGUGUGUGAUCUGGCAUUGGGGAGGUGUCUGCUGUUCAUGGAGGAAACAUCAAUUACUCUGGGUUAAGCUUAGCAAAGUUGCAAUCCUAACCCUAUUUACAACUCAUUGUUAGGGUUGCAGCCUAUAUUAUGUUUAAGAACUAGGCAGAACCUAAAUACAGUACAGUAAAGAAAACUAUUUUUUAGCAGAGUGGUAGUUGAAUGUUGUUAUCUUAAAAUAUUGUUUGGUUGAACACACCAGAAUUCAUUCUUCUAUGAAGAUUAUUCUUUUAAACAUUCAAAGGUAAAAUCUGAGUAAACUAUACUACUGAAACAGCAUAGCGAUACUGGAAGCUACCAAUUUCCACUAUUUCAAUAUCUUACUGUUUUGAUAAUUAUAUGUCAAGUUAUGCACUGAGUUUGGUGGCUCUGCUUUGCCUUAAUUGGCAGCUUGAUUUUAGAGAUGAGGUAUUCAUCUCGCUGUCUAAUAGGGACUUCUGUGGACUGAGUAAUGUUGAGCACGUAAGGCCACAUGUAUCUGAAAAAAUUCUUAGUGAGUACAGGGUAGCAUUCAAGAAUUGGGAAGCCAAAAGCUCAUCAAAAAUAUUUCUGCUUUGAUGUAUCUUGUUAGCUUAGAUUUUGGAAUGGUUUGUUUACAUAUACUUUUACAGUGCAUAUUGUUUUGACUCCACACGUAAUAUAUGUAGCAGUUCUGUGGCCAUAAUUGUAGCUAAAAUGUUUGUGUGAGGAGGAUGUUUGCAAUUUCAUGUUGCUUCCUUGUGGCAUUGCCAUAACAGUGGUGAUAAGGAAAGUACCUUCAUGAGCUUGGCCCCACAGCUUCUUGAGCAGACUAGAGCUCCUAUGCAAUCAGGAUGUCCUUUUACUUAAAUAUUGACUGCAUCUCUGUACGCAUAUUCCUCUUGCAUGCACAGAGUUGCCCAUAAAAUGUAGUGGAAUGGUUGAAGGUAUUGCGCACUAGGACAGCUCUAAACCCCUUGGUAUGCAUGUUAUUGCAUAACUGCAAGAGCAAGGAAUUCUAAGUUAAUACAGUAUAACUUGAGUGCAGUUGCCAGCUUGGAAAUUUGAACCUUGACAUGUUUAGUGUUAUGCCAGGCUCCCUGCCCCAGGAGGAAAUUGUUCAUGGCAAGCUGUCCAGUUGGAUUUAAACAUGGAAUGUCAAGUAUUACAAGUGGAAUAUCAGUUCAAUGGAACUUUGAGCUGAUGCUUGCUGCUCAGGCCGUCUUUUUAUUAUUCAGUGUAGGUAUUUCAUGUUCUGUUAAACUGUUAAUGGUAUUGAACAGAAAAGGAUGUGAAAGCAGAAUGAAUCCUUGCAAGGCCAAAUAAUAGGGUACAAUGUGAAAUGCAGUGUAGUGUUUUCCCUCGUUCAUUUUAAAGUGUGUUGAGUUAUGCAUUGCCAAAAAGAGUAACUCUAAAUAUUGUGUCUUGCUUAAUGUAAGAGAAAUGUCUUAUGCUACAGCACACUAUUAAACCACAGAAAUCUUAGUGUGACGUUCUCUCACCGCCUCCCCCCAAGAGUAUCCCUGUGGAUAGUUUCUCAGCAGUGAGAAGAUUGAGCAUGUGUUUGAGACUCCUUGUAAUGAAUUCUGAAUACCAUAUAUGUGUCUUUUUACAUGCAUGUUUCCUUUGUGUGGUUACAAUGGAAUCCCCCUACCCCCGCCAGUCUUGUUUCAAAUUGUUGUAACACUGUGCCAAGCUUAGAGCACUUUCAUUUUGGCAUUAUGUCUUAAAUUAAGACUUGUACAUCCAAAAACAUCCCCCAUCCUGUUCUGACCAUUUUAUAUAGGUAUUUGUGUUAUUUGCUUCCAGUUAACUUCUCUUUCCCCCUUUUGUAGAAUUAGGUUACAAAUCCUGAAAGUCUCAGCUGGUUUAAAAGCUCAGUUGAAUUCCAACCUUUGUCUGCCAAAGGGGUCAUACUUGCUACCUGUAAGGUGUGCAAGAGCCAAAUGCUUGUUAAUCCAAUUUCUAAUGAAGAAAACAUGGUCCAACAUUAUUGCUACUCGUAGUAGCAUGCAGUAUUUUGUUGUUGAUUCAAAUAAUGUAUUGCAUUUUUACAGAGGUUUCCUAGUCCUCCUUGUAUUUUAGGUAAUGCAGGUGUAGAAAGGAACACAGGUAACUGUUUGGAUUUUGGUUACACAGUGUAAGUAACCCCCCCCCCCCUUGCAUGCUGAUUCAUCAGCAAUGAGACGUUAUGGAGAUGUUGACCCUUUCACUUUUCUCUAAACUGCAAGGGGUACGUGUGAAGCUACAAUGCACCCCUAUGUGACACUUGAGAAUAUUGUAUUCAAUACCAGAGAAUGUGGAACAGCCCUGACAGACUGUAUUUGGUUCAUGACCUAUUAUAUUUUUCUUUGUAUCUAAAUGUUUGCAAAACAGAGCAGCAUUGUCUUCAUUCUGAAAGUAAAUGACAUUUAGAGUCCUAUUCUGUAAAAAACAAAUUCAGUUCAAGUCAUUCUACUGUCCUGAAUGAACGUAACACACAGCGUGAGAGGCGCACCUCAAAUACUAUAUGGCUUUACAGGGGAUUCUGGGGUGUAUCUUCUUUGUUUUUUACAUGGCUGUGCUGAUGUUUCAAGUGGCUUACAUCUUGAAUUCCAUUCUGCCUGUAAUGCUGAACUCUUGCGCGUUUGGGCCAACCCCCAUGACAGAAAUCGUCCUUUUUUAUAUAUAUAACCUCUUAAUUGGCAGGUAGAUUUUCAGCAGGGGUGGGAAACUCCUAGGCCUCCACAUAGUACUGGACUCCAACACCCGUCAGCCCUAGCCAGCAUGGUCAGUGUCAGGAUGGUGAGAUUUGUCAUCCAGCAACAUCUGGAGGGCCACAGGUUCCCCAUCCCUGAUCUAGAGUUAACAUGCCCAAGUAGCAGAAGAGGGAGUGCCUUGAAUUUUUCAAAUAAUGUAUAGUGCUGAAUAUUUAAAGUUACGGAAUUUCAUUGGCAGCGUGGAAAACCCCCAAGCUAAAUGCCCUUGCUGACCUUAUGCCAUCAAUCCCUACAAGGUUUAGAGCUAUUUGCAAGGUAUAUGAGGGGUGGUAGAACUCCAUACAUAUGGAGUGUCAUACAUAUGAAUUCUCUUCCACAUAAGAAAACUUCAUGUAGUAAACUAGCACAACAGGGUGUGCACUACACUAAACUUCCUCCCUAAUACCCUAUUUUAUUACAUGUACAAGUCUUUUUAAUAUGGCAGGACAUUCAUAUAUAUGACGCCCCACACCUGCAGACCUCUGGUACAACCCAGAAAUGUGCAACCUCAUUCUGUAUAAUAUGCAGACUGGUUAUUCAUUUUGUCUCAGUCUUGAAGAACUGGGAGGUAGAAAGGCGUGAGGUGAGUGGCAGUUCACACACACGUCAAUGCAAUUCUGCUGAUCAAUGAGACUUCAAGAGGACCCUUUCCUCUCUCUCUCUCUGCCCCACUCCAAACUACAGAGCGUGGGUGAUGCCCAACAUUAGUCCUACUUGAGGGAUGACCCAUUGAAAUUAAGUCCAUUGGUUUCAGUAGGUUUGCUCAGAGCAUGAUUAACAUUGUUAAUCACCUAUGUUUUAGUAAGCUUAGUGCACUCUGGAAAAACUCAAAUUGAUUUUCUUGUCCUGAUUUCAAAAUUCCAUUUGCUCAUACAUGUAUAUGUUCUGUAAAAUAAUGCAUUUUAGUGUCCUGACAGUGAUCACAUUAACCUGAAAACACUAGCAUUGAGCGAUAAGGGGGAAAUAAAUGUGUUGAUACUCAGUGUAAAUAGUUUAACCAUUUGAGUAAACAAUGUUUCAUAAAAUAUGUUCAUUUUCUGCAGUUUUGUGCAUUUUUAAUAGUUAUUUGUAACUCAUGAAACUUCUGUUAAACUGUAUGCAUUUUAAUUAAGUUCUUAACACUUCUGUUUUGUUUACAAAGUAAUAGCCACUUUUUAAUGGGAUCUCAUGCCUUGAAGUUUUUUAAAAUAAAAAUCU